Molecule: messenger RNA, 1761 nt
Organism: Piliocolobus tephrosceles (Ugandan red Colobus)
Lineage: Eukaryota; Metazoa; Chordata; Mammalia; Primates; Cercopithecidae
Gene: ABHD16B
Product: abhydrolase domain containing 16B
Exons: 1
Coding region: 314-1723 (469 amino acids)
Biological process (GO): monoacylglycerol catabolic process; phosphatidylserine catabolic process
Cellular component (GO): endomembrane system
Molecular function (GO): monoacylglycerol lipase activity; glycerophospholipase activity
Source: RefSeq, a predicted model, not a curated record
ACCGCAUCUCAAUUUAAUAAAUAAGAAAGAGGGAGACAGUAGCUGCUCAAAUCAUGGGUGGGAAAGCUGGGCCUGGGAGCGUUUGGCCGGUGGGGUCUUGGCGAAGGUGGGGGAAGGGCAGAACCUUGGGCCCAUCAUAUCUGGGAACCCUUUGUGCCCCAUCACCUGGCAACAGGAUGCAGCCUUCCCUCGGCCCUAGAAGGCCAGGUCACAAAGGCCAUCAGGGCCUGGCUGGGAGCUGGUGUCCCCUAAGACUGCCCUGAGCCUCUCGGGGCGACCCGGGCCCAGUGGCUGGGCGUUGGGGCCACCACCCAUGUGCGUCAUCUGCUUCGUGAAGGCGUUGGUGCACGUGUUCAAGAUCUACCUGACCGCCAGCUACACCUACACGUUCCGCAGCUGGCCCGUGGCCUUCCGCUGGGAUGACAUACGCGCCGCGGGCGGGAGCAGCAACCACCGGGCGCUGACCUGCGCGGCCGCCGCGGCGGGCGUGUGGCUGCUGCGGGACGAGGCGCUGGGCCGGGACGCGCUGGGGCGGCCUCCACGUGGGGUGCGCAGCCAGGCGCAGUGCCUCUUGCAGCAGCUCCGCGAGCUGCCCGGCCAGCUCGCUAGUUACGCGCUGGCCCACUCGCUGGGCCGCUGGCUCGUGUACCCCGGCUCCGUGUCCCUGAUGACGCGCGCGCUGCUGCCGCUGCUGCAGCACGGCCAACAGCGCCUCGUGGAGCGCUACCAUGGCCGGCGCGCCAAGCUGGUGGCCUGUGACGGCAACGAAAUCGAUACCAUGUUCAUGGACCGCCGCCAGGACCCGGGCAGCCACGGGCACGGGCUGCGCCUCGUCAUCUGCUGCGAAGGCAACGCCGGCUUCUAUGAGAUGGGCUGUCUGUCUGCGCCGCUCGAGGCCGGCUACUCCGUGCUGGGCUGGAACCACCCCGGCUUCGGCGGCAGCACUGGCGUGCCCUCCCCUCAGCACGACGCCAACGCCAUGGACGUGGUGGUCCAGUACGCACUGCACCGCCUGCACUUCUCGCCCGCGCACGUGGUGGUCUACGGCUGGUCUGUUGGCGGCUUCACGGCCACCUGGGCCACCAUGACCUACCCGGGGCUGGGUGCAUUGGUGCUGGAUGCCACCUUUGACGACCUCGUGCCGCUGGCGCUGAAGGUCAUGCCCCACAGCUGGAAGGGGCUGGUGGUGCGCACCGUGCGCGAGCACUUCAACCUUAACGUGGCCGAGCAGCUGUGCUGCUACCCGGGGCCGGUGCUGCUGCUCCGACGCACGCAGGACGACGUGGUCAGCACCUCGGGCCGCCUGCGCCCCCUGUCACCCGGCGGCGUGGAGGGCAACCGGGGCAACGAGCUGCUGUUGCGCCUGCUGGAGCACCGCUACCCCGCCGUGAUGGCGCCGGAGGGCCGUGCAGUCGUCAUCCGCUGGCUGCGCGCUGGCAGCUUGGCACAAGAGGCCGCCUUCUAUGCACGCUACCGCGUGGACGAGGAGUGGUGCCUGGCGCUGCUGAGCUCCUACCGUGCACGCUGCGAAGAGGAGCUGGAGGGCGAGGAGGCCCAGGGGCCACAGGGACCCGCCUUCCCAUGGCUGGUGGGCCAGGGCCUGAGCUCGCGGCGGCGCCGGCGGCUCGCACUGUUCCUGGCUCGGAAGCACCUCAAGAACGUGGAGGCGACUCACUUCAGCCCUCUGGAGCCUGAGGAGUUUCAGUUGCCCUGGGGGCUGUAACCUAUACGCCCCAGUGGGGGAUCACGCACUUGAACACC